AGGAAUGCAAGCAAACAAUUUCUAACGUGCUCAAAAUUAAGCUCAGUAUGUAAAAGCUUGUUAGCGGAAGAAACGGUUUGGAUGUAGAUGAUGGCUAACUUAAAUCUAGAUAACGGUUUAGGAGAGCUAGACACGGAGCUGGACAGCUUCCUGGCGGAGAUAGACGAUAUAGAACAGAGCAAACUUGAGGAGCUGCCUGAGGAGCCCAACUGUAUCAUUUGGAGAGAGUGUCUGGAUGAGACGACCAAACAUCCUUACUACUGGCACACCGAGACUCAGGAAGUUACUUGGGUAAAACCAGAGUCUUACGAAAGCGACUUGAUAGCACAGGAAACCGCUCUUAAACAGUGGAGGAAGAAAUGCGGCGAGAUCAAAAAGAUUAACGAGACACGGACCAAAGCUGCCGAAGAAAGGAAGAAGCUAGCUGAAUCUCAGCCUAAACCCACACUGCCGCGUAUCACCCCUCGGGUUGAACUUGAAAACGAUCCCGAAAGGAUAACGUCAGAUAAUCCAUCAGGCAGCUUUGGUAAAAUAGGAAAAUUCAAAUUCAUGAAAAGUGAAGCCGAACAAAAAGUCUCAUCAGCGACAAAGUCAUCAGCACGCCUUACCUUCACCGUGAAGAAAGCCUCGUCCCCUGCUCCUGAAGAAUCUGCUCCCCCUCGGGAAAUUAGUCCACCAAAGCACAUUCCAGCACCGCCCAAAGUAACAGUUCCUACCCACACUCCAUCCGGGAGACAGAGAACUGUGACUGAGAUAGCAGCGGAGAUAAAGAGGAAGAAACAACAAAUUGCUCUGACAAAUGCCAGGAUACACCUGCAGAAAAGAGUUGAGGAGCAGAAGUUGAGCAAGAAAGUUUUGGAACCAGCAGAAAAGAAGGAGGAGGUGAAAGAGAUCAGGAGCAGGAACAGUGAGGAGAAGAAGAACGGUGAUAAGAAGAACGGCGACAAGAAGAACGGCGACAAGAAGAACAGCGAGAAGAAGAACAACGAGAAACCAGGUUCUCCGAAACAAGAAAGCAAAAAACGCAGGAUCUUCCAAGAAGUGAAGUCGAAAUCCCCGUUAAAAGAGAUCGACAAGGACUCCCGGAGAGCACUUGAAAAGGAGGCAGCAUUAUUGAAAGAGAAGCUAGAGUUUUGGGGAGGGGAUCUAAAGAAACUGAGCAAGUUUCAAAUUCAGAUAAUCCAGGUUGAGACCAGGAUCAGUGACUUUAUUGAAGGUCACCUCAGUGCGUCCUACGUCCAGUGCAAGAUUAAUGAACUGGGACAGAUGUUGCGAUCUCACGAGGAGAACUCCGUUACCAAAGACUGGACCUGUACUUUUGAUAGGGAGGAGAAAACGUAUCGUUAUUCCAACAAGAUGACGGGGAAAUCUCAACUUACGCAUCCUGGAGAAGAUGACGGUUCGAGCGACAGCGAAUCCGAGCGUGAGAAUGACGAUGAUGAUCUGUACGAAAUGUUCCAACAAGAAAUCAGUGAGAUUGAGACGUCAACCAAAGACAAGACGCCGGAGGUUGCUUCUUCCUCUUCAACCCCCUCACCUCCACCCACAGAACCAGUUGCGGAACCUCCUCCCUCUCCUCCUCCUCCCACUCCACCUCUGCCACCCUCUGUACCACCAAUUCCGAGCGAUGUGCCGCCACCUGCCCCACCGCCACCUGCUCCACUUCAGGGUUACUACCAGGAUAUGUGGGGUAAUGUGGUUAUGGAGCCAUGGAACGGGAUGAGCCAUUUCCCUGGAAUGCCGACAGCCCCACCGCCCCCUCCUCCCGACGACGGUAUGAUGGAGACCUAUUCCCCGGGUAACAGUGACUCUGAGGAUGAGGAAGAAAAGAAGAAAAAACAGGAAGAUCUAGGUGUUGUGAGUGUUAAAGCGCCCAUGAGGUAUAGCACGCCUCCUCUUGCCCCCGGAACCCCCACAAAAGCUCCCUCCUCUCCUGCUGCCCCCUCGGAGGAAACGCCCCCGACUGAGAACAAGGACGGGACACAAGUUGAAGGAAGCAAACAAAGUGAGAAAAAAGAAGAGAAAAGUGCAGCAACGAAGGAAGUUUUGAAGAAGAAGAAAAAGCCAGACGGACUGAUAAUGGGGUCUGGAAGCAAGAAACACAAGGGCAUGAACAAUCUGGUUGCUAAGUGGAAUAAGGUGAACAAGCACGCAGACACCGCUCUAAAGUGAUGGAGUUGCUGGACCCUCGCGCAGCUUGAGACGCUAGUUGCGCAACAGACUAAACAGACCUGUAGCCAAGACGAAGACUUGAUUGCUGAAGACGAUCAAGGAAUGUGUUUCAUCGGCUGAAGAUAGUUCAGGAACAAAACUGAUUUGACACCCUGCCCUUCGAUUACCAUCUUUCCUAUCUCCCGUCAGAAUUUGAUCACAAUGUUUCUAUUCGAAGACUUGAAAGUAAAGAUGUUCACUCCAGAACUAACAAGAA
This is a messenger RNA of Bolinopsis microptera, 2428 nucleotides long. Its product is annotated as formin-binding protein 4-like. NCBI's taxonomy places the organism in Eukaryota, Metazoa, Ctenophora, Tentaculata, Lobata, Bolinopsidae. The record is from RefSeq and is a predicted model, not a curated record. The coding region runs from base 88 to 2172 and encodes 694 amino acids. The transcript is spliced from 11 exons. Gene Ontology annotation, molecular function: protein binding.